Messenger RNA from Labeo rohita (rohu), 6481 nucleotides. It is a transcript of the gene edc4, whose product is annotated as enhancer of mRNA decapping 4. Lineage: Eukaryota; Metazoa; Chordata; Actinopteri; Cypriniformes; Cyprinidae. Gene Ontology annotation, cellular component: P-body. Gene Ontology annotation, molecular function: protein binding. Bases 139 to 4434 code for a protein of 1431 amino acids. The transcript has 29 exons. Gene Ontology annotation, biological process: deadenylation-independent decapping of nuclear-transcribed mRNA. The record is from RefSeq and is a predicted model, not a curated record.
GGGGGAAUGAAAUGCAGGGAACGCUCGACGGAAGUUGACGGACGAUUGCAAGCUUUUCUGAGGGGCGAGCUCAGACACAAAAUUAAACUAUUGAGAAUUUGACAGUUUGCAGUGAUUCAAUCCCCCCUUCCCUACUCUAUGGCUUCCAGUUCCAACAUGGACAUAGAGGGCGCGACCCAGCACCUUCGGGAUAUCUUAAAACUGGAUCGUCCCGGUAAUUCGGCCGAGCCCUCUUUGGUAGAGAGCCAGAGAAAACCAUCUUUCAAUGGAGAGUUGAAUGGCGUUCUUGGAGCCGAUCUUAUCGGAGCAGGAGGACUUGCUGCAGUGGUGGAGCCAACGACUCAUAACACAGACAAACUUAACGGACAGGACACACAGACCAUUUGCCUUUCAGGAGACGACGGGUCCACCUGUGUCCCCAUCAGAGCAAACAAUGUGGAAAUUGUGUCCAGUCGUGACUCUAGUAUUGACAGUAAGGCUCGUGGCAGCAACAAGGUUAAAAUUCAGCCAGUGGCCAAAUAUGACUGGGAGCACAAAUACUACUAUGGCAACUUAAUAGCUGUGUCCAACUCAUACUUGGCUUAUGCUAUCAGAGGGGCAAACAAUCAUUCUAUGAUCCGAGUGCUGAGGCUGGGCUCGACGGAGCGUUCGCUGCUGAAGGGCUUCACCGGUGCAGUCACAGACCUUGCUUUUGCCCACUUGGACUCCACCCUGUUGGGCUGCGUCGAUGAGGCUGGGAACAUGUUCAUUUGGCAGCUCACUAGCCACAGCAGCAAAAUACAAGAUGAAGUGAUCGUUCACAUCCGAAGGCCUGAGGACACGCCACUAAAUUCCAACCGCAGACUCAUCUGGUGUCCCUUCAUCCCGGAGGACAAUGAUGAGAACCCGGAGGAUCCGUGUCAGACGUUGGCGCUCCUUCAUGAAGACAGAGCUGAGGUUUGGGACCUUGACAUCCUCCGAUCCAAUAACAGCUCAUGGCCUGUGGAUGCCACUGAACUGAAAGAGGGUUUCAUCACCAUUAGAGGACACACGGCACGCAUUAGCGAGGGAGCGCUGUCCCCUGAUGGCACUGUCUUGGCCACAGCCAGUCAUGAUGGAUAUGUGAAGUUUUGGCAAAUCUAUAUUGAAGGACAGGACCAACCCAGAUGCCUGCAUGAAUGGCAGCCACAUAAUGGACGGCCUCUUUCCUGCCUGCUCUUUUGUGACAACCACAAAAAGCAAGACCCAGAAGUUCCUUUCUGGCGCUUUCUGAUCACUGGAGCUGAUCAAAACCAGGAGCUGAAGAUGUGGUGCACUGUGUCAUGGACGUGCUUACAAACCAUCAGGUUUUCUCCAGAUCCAUUCAACAGCGGUGUGUUACCCAGCUUGAAGGCCAGUUUGGACCUGUCUGCAGAAUUUCUCAUUCUCAGUGAUGUUCAGAGAAAGGUGUUGUACGUCAUGGAGCUGCUACAGGAUCAGGAAAAAGGCCGUGCCAGCUUCACUGCAGUUUCAGAAUUUCUGCUUACGCACCCUGUGCUCAGCUUCGGCGUACAGGAUGUUGCCCGCGCCCGAUUGCGCCACACUGAGGUCCUUCCCCCUGAUGAGGAAAGCGAAAGCAUGACGACAGAAGGAAACCAGGGACCUUCGGAGUCCAAAUCAGGAAUCCAGAUUAAACUCUACUGUGUGCAUACAAAAUCACUACAGGAUGUGCAAAUCUGGUUCCAGCCCAAUCAGGGGGCCUCAUCUUCCCUCUUCAUGCCUCAGUCUGGAUCACAGGAUGGCUUUGGUUUUUCUGACCCACUGGCUGAUCUGAAUGUGGAGGCUAUGAGCUCUGAUAAGGAGUCUGGCGAUAGUGGAUCACAGAAUGACCUGAGUAAGAUUCUGGCUCUUCCAACUCCGGCUGACUUCAUGAGUCCAGCCCCAUCAGCCUUGCCCAAACUCAUGACCCCAGAUGCAUUCAUGACGCCCAGCACCUCCAUGCCCGCUUCCCCUGGCAGCAGUGCAAGCAGCCUGACCAUAGUCACGGCCAUGAGCAGCUCAGAUAGCGGAGCAAGAGGUGGAGAUGAUCUGGCCCAGAGCCCUAAAGUGUCUGCCGAAUGUGGCAACAGCAGCUUAAAUCUGAGUGCCAGUGCAGGCAGUCCAAGAUCCAACUCUAUACUCAUCUCAGGCCUUGGGGAAAACAUCCAGGCUUUCUCUCCCCCGCUGGUGCUCUCUCCAUCCCUCCUUCAUGAGGCCUCUCUGCUCUGUGAAGCUGCUCCUUAUUCUCACAGACUUCCCCUUCCUUAUUUCCCUUCUCCUCCUCCACAGGUUUCCCCUCCAAACCCCCCUCUCUCCCUGGAUCUCCAGGCCAUAGACCCCAUGGUUGUCCCCCAGGCCUCUCCAACCAGAGCUCGCUCUCCGGAUGUAAUCUCCUCCGCUUCUACGGCAAUGUCCCAGGACAUUCCCGAGAUCGCCUCUGAGACCCUCCAGAGGGGGCUGGUGGGUGCCGCUGCUGACUCGGUCCCUGUCCAGCAUUCUGACAGCAUGGCAUCGGCCGCGUCAGUCCUCCACCUGUUGUCUCCUAGAACCCGGAGCAGUGCUGAACACAGUUUGCUACCUCUCGAAUUGGGUGCAGCAUCUGUGGAUGGAGAACAGAGACUCAAUAACACACCGUCCCUGCUAGAGACAGCUCUGUCGCAGGAGAACGCAGUAGCAGCUGGAGGAUCCUGUUCUGACAGUAGUGUGAACCACACCUGGCCAGCAGCACCUGAUAUCACACGAGAAACUCGCAACAGCCUGAGAGACAAUGGUUUGGGAGACUGCUCUAGGGAGGAAAUAAAGGACAGACAUAUUUCUUCCCCCUACCACAGGCGCACAUAUCACCUGACUCAGAACGACAGUCAAGAUGCAAGUGCAGAACAGAGUGAUCACGAUGAUGAAGUUGCCAGUCUGGCCUCCUCCUCGGGGAACUGUGGCCCUCGCUCCUCUCACAGACUUCCUGUAAAAGACUGGAAAACAUCUCCCCGCAGCUCCCCUAAGCUUAAGAGGAAGAGCAAGAAGGAUGAAGGAGAGUCCUCGCAGUCUAGACAGAUUGAGAGCCAGAUGAGCACUGAGGUGCAGGAUGAGCUCCUGCUGAUGUUACGGAGCCAGCAAAGGGAGAUUGCUGAGCUGAGACAGAACCAGCUGGAACUUUUGCAGAGAGUCACCAGCCACAUGGAUGCUGUACAGAGCUCCAUCAUGGCUCACAUUGAGCAUGCCAUGUUGGCUCAGCAGGAGCAAGAACAGAGAAGAAUGGAGCGAAUUUUGGCUGAAGGACAAAGCCGGAACCAACAGCUCCAGGACCAGCUGGUUCAGCAGCUCGUCCAGACUCUAAACAACAGUCUCUGCAACCGGCUAGACAAAGUUUUGCGUGAAGAAAUGAAGAAGACCGUCCCACAGGCCAUAUCGAAGAGCCUCGAACCUGUGACCGGCCAGAUGAGCAGUACCAUUGCUGCCAAGUUAACCGCAGUGGAAGGAACCCUGAAGGAAAAUGUCACCAAAGUUGUUAAAUCCAAGAACACUACGGAUGCUAUCGGUCGUGCUGCUGCGGAGGCCAUGCAGGGUCCCAUCCAGGCGGCUUACAAAGAGACCUUCCAGAGCAUCGUACUGCCCGUGUUUGAGAGAGGCUGCCAGUCCAUGUUUCAGCAAAUCAAUGACAGCUUCAAACAGGGAACCCAUGAGUACAUCCAACAGCUGGAGACGCAUAUCAAAAACAGGAAACAGCGGGACCAGGAUGCACGGGAUCCCGUGAUUGGCCAGCUGCAGCAGAUGAUUGACACGCUCCAGAAUUCUCAAGACCAGCUGGCCACAACUGUGACUGCCAGCGUGUGCUCUGACGUUCAGCAUCAGCUCCACAUGAUCGUGGGAAAUCUGCAGGACUCUAUCCUGACGCAGGUGCAGCGUAUAGUGAAGGGAGAGGUGAGUCUGGCCAUGAAGGAGCAGCAGGCAGCUGUCACCUCCAGCAUCAUGCAGGCCAUGCGCUCGGCCGCAGGAACACCGGUACCCUCCGCACAUCUGGACUACCAGGCCCAGCAGGCCAGCAUACUGCAGUUACUACAGCAGGGCCAGCUAAAUGAGGCUUUCCAACAGGCUUUAUCCGCAGCAGACUUGAAUCUGGUGCUGUACGUGUGCGAGACCAUUGACUCCCAGCAAGUGUUCGGCCAGCAGUCCUGUCCACUCCAUCAGGCUGUCCUUUUGUCUCUCAUCCAGCAGCUCUCCACCAACCUGAGCACACGCACAGAACUCAAGAUAAGCUAUCUUGAAGAUGCUGUAAUGAACCUGGACCAUGGCGAUCCAGUCACCAGAGACCACAUGUCUGCAGUCCUGACCCAGGUACGACAGAAGCUCUUACACUUCCUCCAGCAGGACGCCCACAGCCCUCUGAGCAAGCGCGCACGCCGCCUCAUGAUGAUGCUGCAGGGCCUGGUCAACCACUAGAGCCCCUCCAGGAUGGCGCAGCUGACAUUUUCACAACCCCUCCGUCAUCGUUCUGCAGUCUCGUAGACGACCGUCGUGACCUCAUACCACCCUGCUGUUCACUUGCUUUAUCAGCUUAUCAGCUCUCUCAGAAGCACUAGUGGGAUGUGUAGUCCAAGCUUGGACUUAGGAUAUAUUGAACUACAUCUCCCAUCUUUCCCUCCCUCGUUCCUUCGACUUCUGUUUGUAUACACCAUCAUGAAUGCAGAACGGGACAUGGGCUACUUCGUUUUUUUUCAUUAUGUGUACUAGGAGACCACAACUUUUUUGCUUGGUUUUUUUUUUUGUUUUUCGCAUCAGGAACAAGACUGUGGAGAGCUAAGAGAAUGAAAGCUAUAGCGUGAACACUCCAAAAGGUUUCCUGGCUGCUCUGCUUCUUUUUCCUUAUAUUUCUUGUUGGAGACGUAAUCGUCAUCUCGUGAACAUAAGCCCUGUUGGUUAUCAAUAAAGGUUGUGUUUAGGCCACUUAUCUGAUAUACUUAAAAUACUUUGGCCAGGUUGCUGCUUUUUCACAUCAUACGUGCUCCUGGUAUUUUUGUUAAUUUCAAAAUUAAAAACCCACACAACUGAUGCCAUGUUUUCCAAUCAGCAGAGCUCUAUAAAAUGGGCUUAUUAUAUUACCAAGGAAUGCUCGUAAUUUUCUUCAAAGGAACCUUGUCUGUAACUUGCAGUACGUCUGUAAGUCUCUAGAGGGCAGGCAUUUAUGUAUCUUCUUUCUAAUUUUAUAUGCUGCUUCUGUGAUUUUUCAGUUUUCUGCAGAAUUACACUACAGCGAAUGCAGGCUCUUCUUUUUUUUUUUUUAAUGCAGGGUUAUUUUCUGUGAAACUGUUUGUUAACACCCAAAUAUUUGAAAGUGUUGGAGAAAGUGGCUGGGAAAUGGCUAUUUUCUUUGUUGUAGUCAGUCGAUUGUAUUUGAUUUAGACUGAGAUUGCCAACACUUGUUAUUCAUUACGAGGGACUAUUUGGUCAUGCCCUCUGAUAAAGGAAGAACAAAAAGAAAGUGCCUUAUCAGACUAUAGCGUAUCAGAUAUUGGUAAUCGGGUCGCCUACGUUGACCGCCAUGUUGGUGGCGAGCAAAUUUUCUUUUCACUAAAACACAAUUGAAGUAAAGAAUGAACAGGUUUGUUACUGAAACGUUUUCUUACAAGUGCUGUAAACUGUGAUCUGAGUUGUUUUGGUUUUUUUUGUAUUUUUUUUUUUCAGUCCUCACAAGUUUCAUGCUAAUGCGAGGAGGAAGUGCCGGCCCCGUUGAUUGUGUUUGUGUUAACACAUUAUUUGUUCCCCUGUCGUCUUUAUUUUUAGAGCUGUGCAUAUUAUAUCCAUAGCCGUUUGCAGCAGUCUGUGUGGCUCAUUAGGACAUUUUUACAGGGUGUAGGCAAUGUGUCCUCUUUUGCUUUUUCCCCUCAUACGUAUAAAAAAAAAGCUCUUUAACAGACUUGAGCCUGCUGCGCAGCUGAGGGUAGAUCUGAGGCGCUAAUAAGGAUAUAUUAAACUCAGCAUGCUUGCAUGCUAAUGGUGAGAGCCAUGUAUUCAAACAUAGUUAACCUGUUUUUACCAAUUCAACACCCCAGUUUUGUUCAAGCUCUGUAUUAACCUGGAUUAAUCCUUUUUCGUUUCUCUUUCUCGCAUAGUAUAGAUGACCCAUGAUCAGAUAGAUUGUCUGAUUCAGUUUUAUGUUAUGUCAGGUUGAAAACGUCCUCUUGUCAGUUUUAAGAUUUCGUUGCAGUGCAAGGUUAAUUGGUUUUUGAUGCUGUUUUAGACCCGUCUGAUAAUGUUGGGGUUACUAUACUAAUACGCAACGCCUUCAGUUUUUGAGGCGUACAAAUUUUUUUUUUCCAGUCGAGAGUUUCGCAUUGCAGGUUGUGUAUGACAGUUUAAUCGUUUGUAUUUUUUUUCCAUUGUGUUUUGAUUUUUGUUCCUUGUGUUUGCAAUUCUGUUGUAUAUUUUACACUCAUUUCUUUCAUCAUAGACGUUUUGGAAUAAAAAAAGGAAAACAUUGUUCAAUGUU